CGCUGACAGCUUGUAGCUGCAGCUGCUGCUCCUCCUUUACAAAUAGUGGUAGUCAUUUUUUAGCAUUGUUUAUUAUUAACACCAUACAUAUACAACUCUGUUUCCUUUUAUCAUAAGUAUACCAAAUCCUCUAACGUCUCCUUCUUUCCUUCCCUCACCAAAUCCCCAAAAAACACACAAAAAAACUGAGAGAGCGAGAGAGAGAGAGAGAGAUGAGUCUUGUUGAAUGUCCAGUGAAAAACUCUUUCACAUACAACACCACGCUUUGUGCUUGCAAUCCAGGUUAUAUCUACAACACAACCACUAAAGCAUGUUCACUAUUUCAAUCGGAUGUCACCGAUUGGACGCGAAUUGAUUCCGGCUUCGACAAGCACGAUUUCUACUCUUUCAACAUUCCACAAGUGUUCCAGCUGAAUGCGAUUACUAAGUUUACUCAAUCGCAGGCUAUUUUGCUCGAAACGACCUUGCUUUUGCUCUUCAGCUGGCUGCUCUUUUGUUUUUUAGCUCGAUUCGGGAGUCUCGGUGAUGGCAGAACUCCCUGGUUUAAGAUUAGGUGGUGGAUUAGUCGCUUAGACUUCAGUUUCGCUACUCGCCAUUGGCUGGAUGACCAGAAGGUAGUUGUGAAGCGUAAAACAGAGCUUGGAGGAACCCUCUCAAUUGCAAGUUGGAUCCUUUUUAUUGGUUUAUUUGCUACAUUGCUCUACCAGUUUCUUUCAAAGAGAAGUAUUGAGGUGCAUAACUUAAGAGCAACAAAUGCCCCUGACUUGGCGUCCUUCAACAAUGAUAUGGAAUUUAAUAUAACAACAAUUUCUGGUAUGAGUUGUUCACAUUUGCGUGGCAUUGAUAACUUAGUUACUGGGAGUCCAGGCUUUAUUGCCCAAAGGGUUGCGCCCUUGUCAACUUUUGCAAACUAUUCUUGUCAUAACUCAACCAUGGGACCAACUAUAGUUUUCAAAUGCUUCAAGUGUCAACUUAUUCAAGAUUACACAUAUAUCUCGUGGCAUUUCCUUGAUCUUCCAAAUGACCCCGCAAGUGCUGUUGGAUUCCAGUUCAAUCUCACCAUGACAGAUCAUGCAAGUAAAAGACGUAUGAGUUUAGUCAGUGGAACAUUAAAGAAUGGCAGCAAUAUGGAUAAUAAACCAAUCACAUACAGAGGAGUUGAUCCAAAUAUAUUGAAAUUUAAUUUGUUUCCGAGGAUAUACCGUAAUUUGCAUGAUCUAAAACUCAUCCAGCCUCUUUUCCAUGAUUUUAUUCCUGGUUCAUAUAUCAGUGAGAUAAAUCCGCUCAAGGACUCCCUUCAAAGCUCUAGCACUGGAGUAGUUAACGUCACUAUUUCAAUCAAUUUUCUCUCUGCUUAUGUAGUGGAGAUUGACGAUGAAAAAAUUUUGGGGCCUGUGAGCUUCCUUGCAGAUCUUGGGGGCCUUUAUUGCAUUAGUGUCGGCAUUUUUUUCUACUUAUUGGUGCAAUGUGAAUACAGAGUCAAGAAGCUCCGUAACGAGGAUAGUGUAAUGAGAAAUAUUAGAAGUCGACAGAAAGCUAAAAAAAAUUGGAACAAAUUGAGGAAAUAUGUGAAAUACACAUGGAACUGUAGCUCAUUGGAUGACAAUUAUAAAAGUCUUGACACAGACGUGUGUUGCACUGGGAUGAAGAAGAACUCUUCACAUAAAGAAAUAUCGUCUCGUAAGCAAAGGCCACCUAUCAAAAUGGACAAAAUUAGCUUCAAUAGAAAGGUCACCUUGCCCGAUGAAAAGGUUCAGAGGAAUCAGGUGCAUCAGAAUGUCAAAGCUGACAAAAUUCGUACAGAUGGUGGUAAUACCCUUCCUCCGCCACCUCCAUUAGAAUAUAAAGCUGUUUCUGACGGAAGCCUAACUGAACUCCAGAAGCAUCUUCAAGUUUUGUAUGAAUACAAUGUGAAACUAAGAGAGAAUAUGGACAUUGCACAGUCUAUGAUCAAUGAUUUGACAUCAAAAAGUUCAUCUUCGGAUCUGGAUAAAUCAAGUACGACAUUGCAUGAUUCGUGAGGGUAAAGCUUCGUCAGCUGGAAUAUAUGGUACAUGUUGUGCAUCGGAUAAGUUUUAGAAAUUGGUUGCAAGAUAUGGCUGGAAUUUAUGAUCAUCAAUUUACCGUAAGGAAAUCUAGGCUCGAGGAUGGACUUCUGUGACAGCCUAUGGUCUUCAUUUUACUUGUAUAGCUAGUUUUUCCUUUGUACAAUGCUUGGAGGGUGUAGUGUGAAGUUUGGGAAAUAGGAGGUUUUCACUAUACAUAUUAGUGAUAAGGGUUUAGUAGCACGGUGUGUAAUAUCUAUGGACACAAUAUUUCCAUGUGACAUAUAUCUACACAAGCCUGGAGCCGGUAACUAUUUGUUGUUUUAUUUGAGACUUGAGAAUGAAGUCGUCUUUUAAUGCGA
Molecule: messenger RNA, 2407 nt
Organism: Daucus carota subsp. sativus
Lineage: Eukaryota; Viridiplantae; Streptophyta; Magnoliopsida; Apiales; Apiaceae
Exons: 8
Coding region: 213-2021 (602 amino acids)
Source: RefSeq, a predicted model, not a curated record